ACGGAAUAAAGGGAAAAGCAGCAGCUCAGCGGCGACCACCAAUCUACACAGCCUCAGCAUCCACACGCUGCCCCCUCACUUUUGAUGAUUUGUAAAUAAACAUUGCGUGGAUGAUGAAUACGGUAACUCACAUUUCAGGGAAAGCGCUCAACGUUAACGGUGAAUUGUUUAGAAAACGCUGAAAACGACCUUCGUGACCUCAAAGUUGGUUUUCCUGCCGCGUGCAAUGAUUUAAAUGAUUUAAAGCGCCUCCGCAAGUCGAGGAAACCCACCGCCCCCCGUGCAGCCGCCCGUCCAGCGGUACCCAGACCAACACCGUGAUGGCCGAGGCCAUGAGGACGUUCCAGUCCCAGCUCUCCGUCGUCAUGGAGACGGUGUUCAAGGCCGCCAUGUACGAGAUCACCAGGCUGGUGGAGGACAGCUUCGUGGAGGAGCUGACCCGCUGCCGCCAGCAGGUGGACACCCUGAAGAGGCGGGUCAGGUGUGCGGAGAGCCGGCGCUCGGAGCCAGCCGGCCGGUGCGCGGACUGCGGGGGAGGCGGCUGGUCCGCCCAGACAACACCGGCCCCCGGCCGGGAGUCAGAGAAAAGUCUGAAACAGGAGAAUGUUGGUCUGGAAGAGUCAGAAGGUUCCCAAGGCUCUGCUGGAGAAACACAGAAUCAAGCUGUGGAGAAGGCAAAGCCAGAAGAUCGCAUGAACUCAACUCGGCAAACAGAUGCAGAAAAGGAAAAGUUCCAGGGAGUCCUCAAGGAGGAAUCUCUUCAGAGCAUGCCUGAACUCCGGGAGUCACAAGACUGGGGUGUCAAUGCGGACGAUAUUGAUAAAUCAAGUCUACCUGGACCAAGUAAAUGCUUCACUGAGCAAAAGAUCCCAAAGUGGGAAACCGGCUUUGUCCAGAGAACGGAGUCGAGCCAAGACGGACACACGGGUUACCCUUCUGAGCCGCUGUUCCAGAGCAGGUACGGUGUUGAUGGGCUGGCCGGCUUUGACAAGGCCAGCUACGGAGACACCAGUUUGAUCGGCUCAGGCAGCUUUGAAGGGUUACAAAGUUCACCUUCCCACCUGGCCGGAAACCUGAGUUACGUGGCUCGGUACGAUGAAGACGUGGAAGCGCCUGCAGACACCCCGCAGGAGAGCAGGGGGGCAGACUGUUCCCCCGCAGGCUCCCCUUCCAGGACUAACAUGGAUGUGAGCGGAGAGUUUAGCUGCUUGCUGAUAAACGAGGAGGGGUUUCUGCAGGACACCAAUGUCCUGUAUCCCGGUCACGUGUCUGCCGAUUCAGGCGGCAGACUGGGUUUUCGUAGCCAGGCCGUUCGAUUCAACCUGCAUCCAGAGGCCACAGAGGAUGUGUACGAGGUCUCAAACACGUGUGGUGAUGUCUUAAACCCAGAAGGGCCGCUGCAACAUCAGACAGCAGGGUGUGGAGGGAGGAGAGACACCUGCAACUCCCUGUCCUUUCCAGACUCCGUUUCCCUCAAGGUCCACAAACAGACACACAAAGGCAGUGCACAAGGGCCUCCAUACUCUUGCAAGCAGUGCGGUAAGACCUUCACUCAGGCUUGUAACCUCAAGGUCCACCAGAGGAUCCACUCUGGGCAGGGGCUCCACCUGUGCAACCACUGUGGGAAAGGUUUCCCUUCCUUCACUGAGCUAAAGACACACAAAUGUGGCCAAUCUGGUGACAAACCUUAUUGUUGCACCGUCUGUGGGAACAAGUUCAGCCGCCUCUGGAAUCUGAAGCUGCAUCGGAGAAUUCACACGCAGGAGAAACCUCACCGCUGCACCAUGUGCGACAAGAGUUUCACGAGGGCGGACAUUUUAAAGGUUCACCAGCGCACCCACACGGGGGAGAGACCGUACCGCUGCUCCGUGUGUGGCCUCAGCUUCAAACGCCUGGAUCACCUGAAGUCACACCAGCGCAAACACGUGACACACCUGUAAGACUGGCGGGCGAGAACGUCUGAGGUUUCAGGAGGUUCGACAGAUAAAUGUUUAAUUCAUGAGCUAUAUAUGUGUCCUCCCAGGGUUGGAAACUAACUUUUUUCUUCCCACCUACCCAAGUGGCAGGCGGAUUUUAAAAUCUACCUGCCACUUAUUUUCUUUUGCAAGCUACUGUUACCAGCAAGUAAAUAUUAAACAAUAUUGUAGAACAUGUGUCAUGUCAAAGGGCUGAUUUUCCCUGGGUGAUUUCAUAUUCAGUUCAUAUUCAUAGACAGCCUUUGUCCCAACAACAAAGCUGUUACAUUUGGUUCUGAACUGUCAGACUAGUGAACAACACGGUCCAGUUUGUCUCGUCAUACCUUUGGUGGUAUGGACCUUUACCAUGGGACCUUUUAUCUACACUUUUUCUUUUCUUUUCCUGUUUCUAUUUCGGUGUUGGCUCCAACCUGGAAGUUAGAAUUUUGGCUUUUUCGGCCCUCUAGUUUCAAUCCAGCUGCAGCUGGUGCUGACGGAUUAAAGGAGACCUAUUAUGGCAUCUAAUACCUAUUUUAAACAGGCCUUGAAUUCAUAAUAGGUCCCCUUUAGGUUUAUUUGUUGAGCACCAUAGGGAGACAGUCCAUUGUUUUGGUACAUGUCACCAGUCCCACCUUGUUCAAACACUUUAUGUAAUAAAAAAAAACGGAACAAACAGAACAAAGCUUAGACUGUAAAACUGUUUCAAUUUCACAUGUAUGUUUAAUGUGAAUAGACUUUUGAGAGAUUGUGAUGAAAAGAUACAUUAUUUGGUUGUCUUUUCUAAUGAGUAUUUCUUGAAAAGGGAGUAUCGUCUUGCAUUCUCUCUUUUAUCCAGCUGUUUGAGUAGCUGGUGGGGUGAGCAAACCCAAACCCCUCUCCUUACACAAAAUAACUGGCAAAUUUCCAACCCUGUUUUCUGGUCAAAUUCAUGUUUUUAAAAUCUCUUUCACACCUAUUUAAACUUUUUUCUGUACAUAUCAAACAUCAGUUUUUUCAUGUUUUUCUCCUGCCCAUUGUACUCUAAAAAUACAGCUGCAUAUUGUUUUUUCUUAAAAAUCUCUGGCCGUAAGUAAAAUAACAAAAUUGAGCAGCAUUGUCUUUGUAAAUAUUAACUCGAAAUAAAAGGGUCU
Messenger RNA from Cololabis saira (Pacific saury), 3085 nucleotides. RefSeq lists its product as uncharacterized. NCBI's taxonomy places the organism in Eukaryota, Metazoa, Chordata, Actinopteri, Beloniformes, Belonidae. Gene Ontology annotation, biological process: regulation of transcription by RNA polymerase II. Bases 321 to 1940 code for a protein of 539 amino acids. The transcript has 4 exons. Gene Ontology annotation, molecular function: DNA-binding transcription factor activity; RNA polymerase II cis-regulatory region sequence-specific DNA binding. The record is from RefSeq and is a predicted model, not a curated record.